AUGCCCGUCGAAAGUAAAAGAGCAAUCAAGGUUACCAACAUUCCUAGCGGAACAACAGAAAAGGUUUACCUCCAAUUUGUGCAACUGUUCCACCCACUGCCAACGAAAGCCACAUCUACACCAGUCUCAUAUAGCAGCCCCUCCACACUGGCCUCCAACGAAGGCGAUCCUGCUUCGCAACUCGAGGACAACGACAACAGUCCGCUGCUCAUCCAAGGGAAGAAAAAUUGGACACUUUGCCGACAGUAUGCGCAUCUUGCUGGCACAGUGUCAUUCCCAUCAUAUGAGGAGAAGAAUAGAGCUCUCAAGCGUUUUGGGAAGAAAGAGACUUCCGCCUGGGAGGACUGGAAUAUUGAGCACGGCUUUAGGGGAGUAACUAUUCUCAUCGACCACCCCCAGGCAAAAACAGAUAUCUGCUUUGUUCACGGACUUGGGGGUAAUGCCUUCGACACCUGGGCGACCAAAGGGAAGGACAGGAUGUGGCCAAGAGAUUUCUUGCCAUUAUCUCCACUCUUUCGGGAAAGCCGAAUCAUGACCUUUGGUUAUGAUUCUGAUUUGACCGACUCGAAAACACUUAUGAAAAUGGAAGGGUGUGCACAUUCUUUGCUGAGAGACGUUAGCGGAGCAAGAAAACGUCCAUUGCUAUUUAUAUGUCAUUCACUCGGAGGCAUAGUCGCAAGAAAGGCGAUGGUUCUGCUCCCCUUGGUGGAUGACUGCCCUAAUAUUGCUCUUGAAAAUUGUGGACUGUUGUUCCUUGCCACUCCGCACUUUGGGUCUACAGCAGCGGACUGGUCGACGACAAUGCUAGCAGCGGCGGAAGUUAUGGGUGCUCGAAGAGUGUGGGUUGAUGCCCUAUCAUCUUUUAAUAAUGAUGCCGUAUGGGCCCGGUUGGAGUUUUCUCGCCUGAACCCUAGUCCACCAUUUUGGUGCUUUGCUGAGGGUGAGAUGACGACAUACGUUAAACAUGUUAUUCGCACAAAGAAGCUGAUUGUAUCACAACUUUCGGCGUCCCUGACCGAGCAUCCGGCUCCAAUGUUAGCAGGGACUAACCAUAAAACCAUCGCAAAGUUCGAGACCGCAGCAGGUGACCCGUUUGAAUCGGUCUGUAAGGGAUUAGGCGAAGUGUUGAAACAAAUCACUGCCCGGACCUUAGUAGCACCAUCAUGCAGCCAUCGUAUGUUCGGCCACCCACGUUUCCGUGCACAUGCAUACCCAAGAGAAGAAGGCAAGUUUUGGUAUGUAGGAAGUGGCUUUUCUGCGGCCCGAUAUCAACAUCACCAACCUAGCGAAUUAUUCGGGCGUGAAGAUGUGCUACAGAAGCUCAAAUCAGCCAUUACUACCUCGGCCGAUUACCCUAGGUUGACUGUCGUCAAAGGAGUUGCUGGCAUUGGGAAAACUGAGCUUUUACUACAAGUAAUGAGGCUGGAGAGAAAAAGCAGGGACGUGUUUUACUUAAAAUCGGAUGGUGUAAAAACACUUCAGGAUGCCAUUGUGGACAUCUCGAUGCAGAUUGGCCCUGAAAUAGGCGAGGAUACAGAGUUGCACCGGGACCGCUGGAUGCGGAGUCUGCCCUCUGAGCGUGCCGACGCCUUUCUUACAUGGAUAGGAGACAUCAGCAACAAGAACGCGUUGGUCAUCAUCGACGAUGUCGAGAAUUUUGGAGGGUCAGCAACUCACACAGUUCAAGAAUGGCCUGCCUGGCAUAUUGUGGCUUCGACCCGCGACUCAAACCUAGGAGAAUGGGUCGAAGGCAUCCUCAAGCUCCCACUGGAGAGACUGGCCGACGACGACACCGUUUCAAUACUCCAAAGCAAGCGUAACCUAUUACCAACUGAAUACCGCGACCUAUUUCGUCAUGAGGAUUUAACAUCACUCGCUCCUCUGGUGCACGGUCACCCAAUGGCGGCGAGUGCUGUCGUUCCCUAUAUUAUGGACCGCUUUGCAAAUUUCGAAAAUCCGUGCAAGGUAUUCUCGGAUAUGUUCACCUUCAAUGAUCUCGUGCGCAGGAAGACAUUUCUCGAAUUCAAAGCUGAUGGAUCUUCGCUAUGGGAGGCUUUUGAAUCCUCCAUAAAACCACUUCAUGACGUUGACAACGGCAGGGAGGCCUUGAAACUAUUCCAUUUGUUGCCUUAUUUGCAGACGUAUGGUGACUGCAUCGAUGCUUUUUUCAAGCUUCCAAGAAAGUCCCUGAAGAAGUCGGUACAAGAUCUGCCUGAGGUUCUGUUUCUCGGAGCUGGCUAUGAGUUCUUUGCCGAAUGGUUAUCGAAGCUACGAAGUGUAUCGGCUUGCCUACGGGUCAACCCUCGCUCUAGAAGCAUUCAAAUUCAUCCUCUGAUUCUAGAUUACGCCUUGUUACAUAUCGAUGAAAACCAAAGAACCAGAAUCGCAAAGCAAGUCUUCCAGCUGCUCUACCGGUUAGCGUCCGAAGGGGCAGAUAUAGAAGCAGUAGCUAGGCCGCAUGUGCUCCACUGCAUCAACAUUUGUCAAGGCCUUGGUCUGUUAAUUGAUGAUUUGGAAUUACGAACUGAUGUUCUGCAGUGGGUCAAGAGAUUAGCAAGCCAAGACGCUGAUGAGAAUCCGUUUUCAGAUUUGGCGGAGAUCCCUGCUGCUGCUGAAGUCCAGGACACUGCACGGGAAUUCAUGACCCUGCUAGCGGGGGCUAAAAAGGAGUUGGAGCGGAACUUCCGAGCAAUUAACCGCGAUGCUACUGUUAAUAUGAUUGUAAGGUGUAUCAUUUGCUACAAGAGCUUAGAGGGGGCUUUCAGAGCGGACAAAAAUGUUUUCCAAUCACUAGACUCGGGUUUCACAGCAUCCAUUCAAGAGUUUCGUGGCAUUAUAACGUCAGCUAGCGCGAUUUCCAGCCUCCCAGAAAAGCUUGACGAUUUUUGCGGGCAACUUGGGGUUACCGGACUGUCACCGAGAUAG
This is a messenger RNA of Pochonia chlamydosporia 170, 2925 nucleotides long. RefSeq names its product AAA ATPase domain-containing protein. The record is from RefSeq and is a predicted model, not a curated record. NCBI's taxonomy places the organism in Eukaryota, Fungi, Ascomycota, Sordariomycetes, Hypocreales, Clavicipitaceae. The transcript is spliced from 7 exons. Bases 1 to 2925 code for a protein of 974 amino acids.